AAACUAUCGUCCAGACCCUGAAUCCUCCGGCUGUACUGCCAAGUCAUUUCCUAGGGCCGCACUCAAGGUGUCAGACUCACGUGGGCUCAUCACUGCGUCCUCUCAUAUUUUCAAUAUGAAUGACUUUUAUCAGGAAAUCUGAAAAUUAGUGAAAGGUUCAUUUUUCUCAGCAUCCGGAAGGCUCGAAGGGCAGGCAGGAGGGGCGCGAACAGGGGCUUUGCCCUCCUGGAGAGACAGCAUGAACACAGAUGUUCCCAGCGCAGGCGAAGGAGAAUGCUGGCUUCAGCGGUUGUGGGGGAGACACAGAGAUUGACUGGAAGGCCUACAUGGCCGAGGUAGAAGGCGUCAUCAAUGGUACCUAUGACUAUACCCAACUGCAGGGUGACACCGGACCACUUGUGUACCCAGCUGGUUUCGUGUACAUCUUUAUGGGGUUGUACUAUGCCACCAGCCGAGGCACUGACAUCCGCAUGGCCCAGAACAUCUUUGCUGUGCUCUACCUGGCUACCUUGCUGCUUGUCUUCUUGAUCUAUCACCAGACCUGCAAGGUACCUCCCUUCGUCUUUUUCUUCAUGUGCUGCGCCUCUUACCGUGUCCACUCCAUCUUUGUGCUGCGGCUCUUCAAUGACCCAGUGGCCAUGGUGCUGCUCUUCCUCAGUAUCAACCUCCUGCUGGCCCAGCGCUGGGGCUGGGGUUGCUGCUUUUUCAGCCUGGCAGUCUCUGUGAAGAUGAAUGUGCUGCUCUUCGCCCCUGGGUUACUGUUUCUUCUCCUCACACAGUUUGGCUUCCGUGGGGCCCUCCCCAAGCUGGGAAUCUGUGCUGGCCUUCAGGUGGUGCUGGGGCUGCCCUUCCUGCUGGAGAACCCCAGCGGCUACCUGUCCCGCUCCUUUGACCUUGGCCGCCAGUUUCUGUUCCACUGGACAGUGAACUGGCGCUUCCUCCCAGAGGCGCUCUUCCUGCAUCGAGCCUUCCACCUGGCCCUGUUGACUGCCCACCUCACCCUGCUCCUGCUGUUUGCCCUCUGCAGGUGGCACAGGACAGGGGAAAGUAUCUUGUCGCUGCUGAGGGAUCCCUCCAAAAGGAAGGUUCCACCCCAGCCCCUUACACCCAACCAGAUCGUUUCUACCCUCUUCACCUCCAACUUCAUUGGCAUCUGCUUCAGCCGCUCCCUCCACUACCAGUUCUACGUCUGGUAUUUCCACACACUGCCCUACCUCCUGUGGGCCAUGCCUGCACGCUGGCUCACACACCUGCUCAGGUUGUUGGUGCUGGGGCUCAUCGAGCUCUCCUGGAACACAUACCCUUCCACAUCCUGCAGCUCUGCUGCCCUGCACAUAUGCCAUGCCGUCAUCCUGCUGCAGCUCUGGCUGGGCCCGCAGCCUUUCCCCAAGAGCACCCAACACAGCAAGAAAGCCCACUGAAGUCCACCCCUUUCCCUCAGGACCUGAGUCUACCCUCAGGACCUGGGGUUGGUUGGACUCUGCCCUUCCAAAUAAACCUUGCUAAGUCCAACUCUGUGCAACCUACAUGGAGGUGGGGGCAGCCGAUGCCUGGUCCAGGCUGUGAGGGACACGUAUGGAGCAGAUAAAGAAUUCACUCAAGCAGU
Molecule: messenger RNA, 1606 nt
Organism: Homo sapiens (human)
Lineage: Eukaryota; Metazoa; Chordata; Mammalia; Primates; Hominidae
Gene: ALG3
Product: ALG3 alpha-1,3- mannosyltransferase
Exons: 9
Coding region: 249-1421 (390 amino acids)
Cellular component (GO): endoplasmic reticulum membrane
Molecular function (GO): mannosyltransferase activity; dol-P-Man:Man(5)GlcNAc(2)-PP-Dol alpha-1,3-mannosyltransferase activity
Source: RefSeq, marked reviewed